Messenger RNA from Metopolophium dirhodum (rose-grain aphid), 1570 nucleotides. RefSeq lists its product as uncharacterized. The transcript has 6 exons. Bases 762 to 1442 code for a protein of 226 amino acids. Lineage: Eukaryota; Metazoa; Arthropoda; Insecta; Hemiptera; Aphididae. The record is from RefSeq and is a predicted model, not a curated record.
ACUGUUAUUAGGUAACUGAGUGUCAAUACCCACGAAAAAUCGUUAAAGGAAAACAACAAAACAUUAUUUUGAUGUAUUUUGUCCGUUAGAUAUUAUUUUGAGUUUUGACCAACCGUAGACGUUUGUUUCUAUGCGGAACGAACCACCACAAAUUCAAAUAAUAUUAAUAUUUUUGUUCGACACAUCACACCGUGGAUAGUACGAAUUGAGAUAUUAUGCUAAUUGUCAAUAUCGUAAUACGUGGUGGAUAGCGAUUGUCGUGAUUCUGUGGUUACUGAUCUAAGGUCAUUCGUCUUAUCGUCUCGAUUGUCUUAUCAAAUUAGUCGUCCCCCGAUCACUGGUGGUCGCUAGUCCGUCGUGAAUAUAUUUUAAAUUGUUGAAACUCUAGUCAACUUACUAGUUACUGUCUACAUGUUUUUAUUCACGUUUUUAUAUGUAUAAAAUAUAAUAUAUUAUAAUUAUUAAUAACAUUAUAUUCAUUAUUGUGACGGCUUUUAUUAAUGCACCCAAUUUUUAUCAGGAUUUGACACGACUUACGAUCGUUUAUUUCUUUCAACUGAUAACUUACACUAUAGGCUCAUUGUAACCGAACUCGACAACCACAGUACUUAAACCGGAAUUUUAAAUGCUCAUGGAUCAACAACGAAUUUUGUGUUUUCAUCAAGGCCUGUUAAGUUGUCCCACCUACUUGUACGAGUAGAUAUCAAGAGCAAUCCUAUGCCAUUUUUUUUUUACAAAAAUUUGCAACAUAGUUUGGUUAUAUGGAAAUGCUAUCAAAUGGAUAUAGAUGUAUCAAAAAAUGUACCAAAGCAUUAAAGCAAUCCUUAUUUGAUUGGAUCCUUCAUAAAUUUAACAAUUUAUUGACCAGAACAAUGAGUGACAUCCCAACAGCAUCUACAUCAACAGCAUCUACAUCAUCAGCUUCAACGUCACAAACCAUGCCAUAUACUUUUGACAACCAGUGUCCACUACGAGAUUUAGAUUAUACAACAACAGACGAAUCAGAAAUGUCGUCCGAUGAAUCAGAAAUGAUUGAUGAUGAAUCAAGUUACUCAAAUGAUAAUAUUUGUAAGCUGAAUCCAAUAAUUGACGAUAACAUGGACGAUACGUCAUGGUCGUCUACAGCAUCAUCUAAUACAUCAUAUGGAGAUAAAUCAAGUUCUGAAAAUUCUGAAACUGAAUCAAUUUUAAAAGAGUUGAUUAGAGAGAGCUGGACUCUUGAUAAAUCAACUAAUAAUCAAGAAAACACAGAUAGUUUCAUAUCACCAAUACUCAUAUUAGUACAGCAACCAUGUGAAACUGAAGGCCAGAUGAAUGAAAUUGGAAUCGACCUGAUCAAUGUGGAAGAACACGCAAAAAGACUUAAAGAACUUGAAAAAGAAAUAGAUUUCAUAGAAUCAACAGAAUGGAUGUAUCGCCCAAUAGACUCAUCUAUUAGAUAAUAUUAACUAAUUUAACAAUCAAAUUUGUUAUACAUAUUCACAUUCUUCUAUUAAAAGACAAAAAUUGCUGAAACAAAUUUUAAAUUAAAAAAAAUAUAAACUCGAAUGUAAUGAAUUUUUAAACAAUA